AUGUUUGCUUUGAAAAUUAUUAUAGCCGUGCCUUUGUUUUUGUUGCAUUAUGUAUCACCACUGGGAUUCAAGUUACCAACUCUUCCAGUAGUUGAAGACAUAAUGAACGCUCAAACAAACUACGACAACAGGAUUAUUGGUGGCCAUGAGGCAAAUAUAGCAGACUAUCCACAUCAAGUAUCCUUCAUUGUGAACCAGUCCUACUUCUGUGGGGGGUUCAUCGUCAGCGAGAACUAUAUCCUGACAGCAGGCCAUUGUGCACAGAACGUAGACCCAAGCACAGUGGUCCUUCGAGCGGGCAGUACUAACAGGAAGAAUGGCACCAUCAUACCCAUAGCUGAAGUUAUACCACAUCCAGAGUAUGAUGACCCUGCUUUUGACAAGGAUGUAGCCGUGAUGAGGACUGUGGACCCGAUAGAGAUGUCUGAUACCAUGAAACCGAUUUCACUGCCGCCAAAAGGUAGAAAUUUGACUGCUGGCAGUAUGGUUUCAGUAAGUGGAUGGGGUAAGACAAGGAAUAUAGCGAUCUCUAUUCCGGAGAAUCUGAGGGCCGUUGAUAUCCCAGUGAUAGCACACCAGAAAUGCGAACAGGCGUACAGUGAUGUGCUUACUGACAACGAGUGGUGUGGAGGCAACUACUAUCUGGGAGGCAAAGGAACCUGUCAGGGUGACUCCGGUGGCGCGGCUAUACAAGACGGCAUGGCUGUGGGCAUUGUGUCGUAUGGUCGCUUAUGUGGCCAGCCAAUGGCACCAAGCGUCUUUGCCGAUAUCGCCGCACCUCCUAUAAGGGAUUUUAUCGCCAAUCAAACUGGAUUGUGA
Messenger RNA from Helicoverpa armigera (cotton bollworm), 819 nucleotides. Its product is annotated as trypsin 3A1. Gene Ontology annotation, biological process: proteolysis. The coding region runs from base 1 to 819 and encodes 272 amino acids. The record is from RefSeq and is a predicted model, not a curated record. Lineage: Eukaryota; Metazoa; Arthropoda; Insecta; Lepidoptera; Noctuidae. The transcript is spliced from 5 exons. Gene Ontology annotation, molecular function: serine-type endopeptidase activity.